UCCAUUUUCCCUCGGAGCGCGGCCCGGCCCCGGCCCCCGCCGCCGCCCCCCAUGUAAGCGCCGCGGCCGCCCCGCACCCGCCCCAAGGCGCGGGGCCGCCUCCGGCAUGCGGAGCUGCAAGAUGGUGCGGGUGGCCAGCGUGCUGGGGCUCGUCAUGCUCAGCGUCGCGCUGCUCAUCCUCUCCCUCAUCAGCUACGUCUCGCUCAAGAAGGACAACAUCUUCGGGGCGCCCCGCGCCGCCGGCCCCGCCGGGCCCCGCAUGUACAUGUUCCACGCGGGGUUCAGGUCCCAGUUCGCGCUGAAGUUCCUGGACCCCUCGUUCGUGCCCAUCACCAACUCGCUGAGCCAGGAGCUGCAGGAGAAGCCCUCCAGGUGGGCCUUCAACCGGAGCGCCUUCGCCCAGCAGAGGCAGGAAAUCCUCCAGCACGUGGACGUCAUCAAGAACUUCUCCCUGACCAAGAGCAGCGUCCGCAUCGGGCAGCUGAUGCACUACGACUACUCCAGCCACAAGUACGUCUUCUCCAUCAGCAACAACUUCAGGUCUCUGCUCCCCGACGUGUCUCCCAUCCUGAACAAGCACUACAACAUCUGCGCCGUGGUGGGCAACAGCGGGAUCCUCACCGGGAGCCAGUGCGGGCAGGAGAUCGAUAAAUCCGAUUUCGUCUUCCGCUGCAACUUCGCCCCCACCGAGGCUUUCCAGAAAGACGUGGGCAGGAAAACCAACCUCACCACCUUCAACCCCAGCAUCCUGGAGAAGUACUACAACAACCUCCUGACCAUCCAGGACCGCAACAACUUCUUCCUGAGCCUGAAGAAGCUCGACGGGGCCAUCCUUUGGAUCCCGGCCUUCUUCUUCCACACGUCGGCCACGGUGACGAGGACGCUGGUCGACUUCUUCGUCGAGCACCGGGGGCAGCUGAAGGUGCAGCUGGCUUGGCCGGGGAACAUCAUGCAGCACGUUAACAGGUACUGGCGGAACAAGCACCUGUCGCCCAAGCGGCUGAGCACGGGCAUCCUCAUGUACACCCUGGCCUCGGCCGUCUGCGAGGAGAUCCACCUGUACGGCUUCUGGCCCUUCGGCUUCGACCCCAACACGCGGGAGGACCUCCCGUACCACUACUACGACAAGAAGGGCACCAAGUUCACCACCAAGUGGCAGGAGUCCCACCAGCUGCCCGCCGAGUUCCAGCUGCUCUACAGGAUGCACGGCGAGGGGCUGGCCAAGCUCACCCUGUCGCACUGUGCCUAAAAGGACCCACAGCUCCAAGUGCCAAAUGAUUGUCUCA
Molecule: messenger RNA, 1286 nt
Organism: Neopelma chrysocephalum (saffron-crested tyrant-manakin)
Lineage: Eukaryota; Metazoa; Chordata; Aves; Passeriformes; Pipridae
Gene: ST8SIA3
Product: ST8 alpha-N-acetyl-neuraminide alpha-2,8-sialyltransferase 3
Exons: 4
Coding region: 107-1249 (380 amino acids)
Biological process (GO): oligosaccharide metabolic process; N-glycan processing
Molecular function (GO): alpha-N-acetylneuraminate alpha-2,8-sialyltransferase activity
Source: RefSeq, a predicted model, not a curated record